Messenger RNA from Cladophialophora yegresii CBS 114405, 1386 nucleotides. RefSeq lists its product as uncharacterized. The transcript has a single exon. NCBI's taxonomy places the organism in Eukaryota, Fungi, Ascomycota, Eurotiomycetes, Chaetothyriales, Herpotrichiellaceae. Gene Ontology annotation, biological process: reciprocal meiotic recombination; DNA repair; meiotic DNA recombinase assembly. Gene Ontology annotation, cellular component: Rad51C-XRCC3 complex; Rad51B-Rad51C-Rad51D-XRCC2 complex; replication fork. Bases 1 to 1386 code for a protein of 461 amino acids. The record is from RefSeq and is a predicted model, not a curated record. Gene Ontology annotation, molecular function: ATP binding; crossover junction DNA endonuclease activity; four-way junction DNA binding.
AUGGAGGAUCGAGACGCUGAUGUUCACAACUUCUCUCCUCCUUCGUCCCAGCAUCGACUGCCAACCGUUACGGGCAUCGAAGCCUUGCAAAAUACUACAGCCAACUCGAGAGGCAUUCCAUCUGGUCUUCCAGCUUUGGACGCAAUCCUCGUAAACAACGGCAUCAACAAGCUAUCGAGUGCGACACCAGGUAUCCAACGCGGUUAUGUUACCGAAGUAUUCGGCCCUCCAGGCGUUGGCAAGACCACAUUCGGGCUGCAGGCCUCCGUCAACGCAGUGCGCUCGACAGAGGAAGCGUCUCAUGUGCUAUGGGUCAAUACUGGAUCGCCGUUGAUCGAAACCAGACUUGAUGAUCUGAUGAAAGGCCCCCCAACUCCCCCCACCGCGAAAUCGCCUUCUUCACCACGAGAACGCGUCGGUAUAGAUGCGCUGCUGGACGAGAAGUUUACUUAUUUAGACGCCCACACGUUGCCUCGCCUGUUGACGGUGUUCCUGUACCCUCCUGCGUCAUUUCCUUCACCCCAGACGUGCCUGAUUGUUGUCGACGAUCUGUCAAAUCUCCUCCUUGGCGCCUUUUCACGGACUCAAAAGAAUCUCAAGCCGUCCGCACCAGCGGCGGUAAGGGAGAGAUUCGAGAAGCAAGCCGCAUCGAAGCGCUUUCAGGUCAUGGAAAAUCUCGCCACAGCAAUGUCCAAGAUGGCUGCGAUCAGGAAUAUUGCCAUUGUCGUCUUGACGAACGCAACCACCAAUUUGAAAAGUUCUAACAGAGCUACUUUGAAACCAGCGUUAUUCAGUCAAGCUUGGGAGUCAGCCGUGUAUACUCGCAUCAUGCUUUACCGCGACUUUGUGGAUGACGCGCAACUGGCAGAAGCGCGGGAUGCACGCUCGCUGGGGUUACGAUACGCAGAAGUUCAACGUAUGGCGAAGAAAGACUUCAUCACGAACCCGGUUCCGUUUGUGAUCUCAUCAGGCGGGCUUCGAGAGCUGGCCUUGUCUGAAGCAGCAAGCCAAGCCCGGCUUCUCCCUCAAUCCAACGGCGUCGCGGAAGCCGACACUGGCCGGCUUGGCCACGACUUACCACUCCUCCCCGCGGAGCUUUCACAACCCUCGCAGCUCCAUUUGCCAACACAGCCAAAGAAACGAAAGGCUUUCGAAAUUGCUGACAGCGAAGAUGAAGACGAAGAGGACGCUAUGGUAUCAGACCCAGGCGAGCCCAAACUGCCCAGCAUGGCCCUGGUGUCUCGCGUAAGGGAAGACGAGAUGUUACUUGAAACACACGAAAUGGCAUUGUUGAAAAGAGAAAGGUAUGCUCGAAUUAGAGGCUCGGAAGAUGAGAUUCCUUUGCCAUCAUCGGAUGCUGAGGCGUCUAUAGCGGGGUCGCCCUGA